GUGGCUGACGUCAAGUCUGGAGGUACAGAGUCGGAUCACUCGGUCCAUCAGGGCAAGAAAGCGGCCGCGCCGUUCGACAAGUGCGAUGCCGAUGUCAUUCUGUGUUCCUGCGAUUCGCCCGGGACCGGCGCGCUGAUGCAGCAAGGCCAGAUCGUCAACAAAGAUGGCGUGCCCGUCAUACAGGUGACGGAAGACAGUAUUGUCCUCGACAGCCUUCUUCGUCUGUGUUAUCCGACAGCCGAUCCCGAGCUAGAGAGCUUGGAGAAGCUAUGUCCGGUCUUAGAGGCCGUGAAGAAGUACAUGGUGGACGCCCCCUUGCGUGAUCUCAGGACACGCCUGCACGCUCUUGCUGAGACAUCGCCUGUCAAGGUAUACGCCAUCGCUAUAUACCACGGCUGGGACGAGGAAGCCCGAGUGGCAGCGAAGUGCUUCCUUAACUACCCGCUGGACUUUAGCACCAUCUGCGCAAUGGAACUUGACGGGAUCUCUGGUGGAGCGUAUCACAGGCUUCUUGACUAUCAUCAACGAUGCAGCCAAGCAGUGGCCGGACUGACAAAAGAAUUCCUGUGGUUGAGCCCGGACGACUCGCAAUCGUACCUUCUCGACCAUAUUCUCUGUCCCAGCUCACUUGUGACUUAUAAUUGGCCAAAUACGAGACGCAAUCCACGGAAAUGGUGGAUAGAGCAUAUGGAGCGUUCUGGCGCACUGCUCAAGGCCACGCCAAGUGGGAAAGCCAUUGCUUCCCCUGGCUGGACGGAUCAGGCGAUAAAAGUCGCAAUGGGAUGUUCGGAGUGCAAACGGAAUGUCCUCGUAGAUAUGAGGCGAUUCACUGAAAGGUUUGCUGCCGAGGUGGAGAAAGUCACUUCAGAGGUGAGUCGGAAACAUCUUGGGCUAGACCUUACCGAUUGA
Molecule: messenger RNA, 909 nt
Organism: Postia placenta MAD-698-R-SB12
Lineage: Eukaryota; Fungi; Basidiomycota; Agaricomycetes; Polyporales; Adustoporiaceae
Exons: 2
Source: RefSeq, a predicted model, not a curated record